AGGGUGAAAAAUUGGAGGCCUAGGUGUGCUGAAGAAAGUUGAGUGGUUGCAACUGCGUGUGGGAAACAAAGAGGAGCAGUGAGAGGGGGCGGAGGCAGGAAAAAUGGGGAGUCCACAAGCAGCAGGACAGAGUUGGAGAGAGAGGUGUUUUUAAAGUGAGCAGAGAGGGGCAGAGUGUAUCCUUCCCUCUGUCCCCGGAGCAGGGCUGAUCAAGAGCCAGGAAAAGGGGAAGGGCCUCCGUCUCCUCCUCUCCAGCUGACAAAAACAGCUGCCCAGGAACCCAGGGAGCCUGGAGCCUGUUUAGAGGACGAGGGGACGAGGACACGGAGAGAAAGUGGAGGAGGUGGAGGAAGGACAGAAGGAAGAGAGAGUGAGAGGAGGUGAAAAACAACCCCAAGUCCAGGACCCUGUCCACCUAUAUGGGUUGCGUCCUGAGUUCGGACUGGUGCGGGGAGGAAGAGGUGCAACCGGUGCCAGUAGUCAGAAACUCAUCUCUGAAAAGGAGCCUGGAGAGGAGUGAGAGUGGCAGGAUGAGACUUACAAAGGCAGGCAAAGGAGAGCCCCACGUCUUCAAGGAGAAGACUUUCAAGAAGAAGCGGCAGUGCAGCGUGUGUCGGCAGAGCGUCGAUAACGUGGGCUCCUUCUGCAGAGUAUGCAAAACAGCCACCCACAGGAAGUGCGAGGCAAAGGUGACCUCUGCAUGCACCCCAGCUCCCUCCAAUGAUCUGCAGCGUAGAGGGACGGCUCCUUCUCGACACAUCCAACACCUGGGAUCCACCAAAUCUUUAACCUACACCAAACAGAGAAACACCCUGCCAAGGAGUUUCAGCGUGGACCGUGUGAUGGAGCGAGUGAUGGAACGAAACUACGACUUUGACCUCACCUACAUCACCGAGAGGAUCAUCUCCGUCUUCUUCCCUCCGAAGCUGGAAGAGCAGAGAUACCGGCUGAACCUGAAGGAGGUGGCUGCCAUGCUCAAGUCCAAACACCAGGAAAAGUUUCUGCUCCUGAAUCUUUCUGAAAGGCGCCACGAUAUCACCCGACUGAACCCAAAGGUCCACGACUUUGGCUGGCCCGACCUCCACGCCCCACCGCUGGAUAAGAUCUGUGCCAUAUGCAAGGCCAUGGAGAACUGGUUGAACUCUGACCCCCAGCACGUGGUGGUCUUACACUGCAAGGGUAACAAAGGUAAAACUGGCGUCAUUAUCGCAGCCUACAUGCACUACAGCAAGAUCUCUGCAGGGGCGGACCAGGCUCUCAGUACUCUUGCCAUGAGGAAGUUCUGUGAAGAUAAGGUGUCCUCGUCUCUCCAGCCGUCCCAAAACAGGUAUAUAUAUUACUUUGGAGGCCUUCUGUCUGGGGCGAUCAAGAUGAACAGCAGCCCUCUCUUCCUUCAUCAAGUACUCAUCCCGUCGCUCCCCAACUUCCAGGGGGAAGGAGGUUACUACCCUUUCUUGAAAAUCUACCAGUCCAUGCAGUUGGUCUACACUUCAGGCAUAUAUGACCUUCAAGGCACUGGAGGCAGAAGACUGUGUGUGACCAUUGAACCAGCACUGCUGCUAAAGGGUGACAUCAUGGUCAAGUGCUACCACAGGCGAGCUCAAAGUGCUGACAGAGACACCGUGUUCAGGCUGCAGUUCCACACCUGCACCAUCCACGGAUCCCAGCUGUGGUUUGGCAAAGGGGAGCUGGACGAAGCGUGUACUGAUGAGCGUUUCCCAUCUGAUGCCACAGUGGAGUUUGUCUUCUCCUCCGGACCAGAGCGGAUCAAAGGCCGUGAAUACCACAAGAAUGAUCCGGCUGUCACAGUGGACUACAACACCGCUGACCCCGUGGUUCGCUGGGAUUCCUAUGAAAAUUUUAACCAGCGAUACCAGGAUAGCCUGGAAGAUAUUGCCCACACCAGAGGUCCUCUGGAUGGUAGCCUCUACGCUCAGAUAAAGAAGCGGCGAGGUCCAGGCUCUGGUUCUCUCACCUCAGCCAACGGCAGCAUCGCAGGGGGAGUAGCUGCAGAAGACAGGCCCGAUCACCGCAUCACCCAAGGCUCUGACUCCGGCCUUUCAGCACAUUCCCUCCAUUUGAACCAGUCUUCUAUCCAUCCAGACCAUCAGGAGGAGUCCAAUCGUCCGCCGCCGCCCACCAGACAGGAAAGGGAGGAGCUCGAACGUCUUCUCGGCGGCAUCGAGGGAAGCCGAGAUGGAGAGCGAGAGACCGCCAUUUUGGAUGAUGGAGAUUCUAUUCAGUCUGAGAGAACGGGCACGCUGAGGCUCAGUCGGUCAUGUUCCUGCCGGGAUGGUUACCGGUCGCAGCGCUGUGCAGAGCCAGGAUGCGACCGCACCCUUCUCAUGCCUAAUGGCUACUGCCUCGAUCGGGCUCCAGGGACCAACGGCCAUCACGGGGCUCCUCCUUCAGCUAGCCCCAACCCCGCUGCUCCACCAUCACACAUGGAUCUGUGCCAACACUAUAGCCCCCACUCCCACCAGUCCCUCCCACCUCCAGAUCUGGUGUGGGACCGUCAGAGUGGCUCGCCACACUACCUGCACCGCUCCUGCUCAGAGGCUCCGUCAUCCCGUCAUACCUGUCCUUACCCAUCAGCAGACCUUGCCCCUCAUGCUCACAACCACCCCCAUCACCACCCUAUGUCUGCCCCAGGUCGCCUUUGCUAUCGGGAAGAUGAGUACACACCCUUUCACCACCCUCCUCCACCUCACAGCCACCACCAUCCCCACCAGCACCAGAAACCAGCCACCAGCCCUACUUACCAUGACAUCAUGCUAAUGGAUGGUCUGCCGCCCUCUGGCUGUCCCUGCAGAGACUGCAGCAUGAGGAGAGAGGACUCGGUGGCCUAUCACACCCUCAGGAUGGAGCGUGGCGACAACUUCCAUUGGGACAGAGAGGCGGAGCUUCAUCAGAGGGAGGUGGGGCUUAGGAGAACGAGGGAGGAGUUACCCAGGGGGUCAGAGCUCCACUGGGAGAGGGACCCAGGGCUGAGACGAGGCAGAGAACUGUCCCUUCACUGGGAGCGAGACAGGGAGGCGGAGCUGCAGUGGGAGAGGGACAGACAGGCUGAAUAUUGGCACAGGAGAGCCACCGUAGCCUCCUAUGGCCCACAGGGCCAAGAUCUUCUAGCCUUUACCUUUGACCCCUUGCCAUCAGGUCACCCAGCUUAUCCAGAGGCAUCGAGGUCCCACGCUCAUUCCCACCUGGACAUGAAGUACAGCAGCAGCAGCAGCGGUUACCAGACACCACGUCAGGUGUGCCCCUGCUCACCUUACCAACCCUCGCCAUCUGAGAGCAGGGGCUACGCUUCAGGCUACCAGUCCGAGUCCACAUCCCCGCUGCCUCCUGCUUCCGCUGUGAUGGGCCACUGCGGCCAUAGCAGCGGACCAGCAGAGCAUAACCACAACCACCAUCAUCACCAUCCAGACUCACAGCAGUCAUACAGCUCUGACUCACACACUGAUGGCCUCCGUAGUUCUGGUGAAAGCGUGGGCUGGAGGGAUCACAUUACCCAUGGUUCUUUUAAGAGGGUGCACAGAAACGGCCAUGCCGCGUGUUCCACACCAUCCGACAUGUCUGGAUCGCCCACUCCCGUUCACACCAGCAGCCCUCUACGCACACAGGAAAGCCCCAGUCCAGGAAGGAGAGAGUAUGAUAUUCGAACCACAGACAUCAUCAGUGACUACGAGGCUCCCCAGACUCACGAGGCCCACUGUCACACUAACGUCAUCCAGGAAUCACCAGACAGGCAAAGAAGCAGCACAGAGCGCCUGGAGCCACACACCAAAGAAGCACAGUCACACACAGCCUCACCGAAACAAACAGAAUCCACCAAUCAGUGCCCUGCACCAACAAACAUGUCGCCAGCUGCUCCUCAACAGCAGCACUGUAGCUCAGAUAUGUCCUCAGCUCGUGAUUCUGUGACACCAACCACCACAAACCAAGCAUACUGCCAGACACCUUCUUCCCCUGUCCAUACCUCUCCUAUAUCAGAUGCACACCCUCAUCCCGCUGGCCCACUGCAGACCUUUUCUCCUGCAGGAGCUGGUGGUCCACCAUCUGAAAUGUCACAGCCUCAGAGCCACACCCAAGCUACCAGCUCUGUGGGACCAUCUGUAGCACUGGUUAAUGGAUCCUAUCCGACCAGGGAGUCUCACGCAGAGGUUCCUAAACACACCAGCACCACCAACCCAACAUCUUCUCCUGCACCAUCAUCCCCACAGCCUGGGCCCAGCAGCAUGGACAGCUCCCCUGUGUCUGAUGCACCAGUUCCCGGAUUCGCCACCUUGGGUAGAAGGUUGAUGCUGAGUGGGUCCGACCCCCACAACCACCUAAACCACACGCACGGGCCCCCACAUCACAACUACCAAGCCAGCACGGAGCACAGUGCAGCUGUGGACACCAACAAGAGGCCCUGCUACUCUCCUCACACCCCACAAUCCUAUUCGAGCUACACCACAAUCUCCAUCCCUCUUCCUCACCCUCAACCCCCCUUGCCAGAGAAGCGGCAUUUGCCCGGACAUUCGGGUUCACCUAGCAAUGGGGUAAAGCCAGCUGUGGGUCACGUGCCUGCCUCCACUGCUCCUCAGCAUCAGCACCACGUCACGUUUUCUCCCACGGUGGGGGAAAUUGCACCCCCUGCUGACCAAAAUGACCAAGUAGAGGCAGAAACUGCAAACGGGGUCAGUGUGAAGUUUGUCCAGGAUAGUUCCAAGUUUUGGUAUAAGCCCAGCAUCUCUAGAGAGCAAGCAAUCGCAGCACUGAAGGAGAGGGAGCCCGGCACUUUCCUAAUCAGGGAUAGUAACUCGUUCCAGGGAGCCUAUGGGCUGGCUCUGAAGGUGGUUACACCUCCUCCCAAUGUCAGCAACCACAGCAACAAAGUGAGCGACCCUCUGGAGCAGCUGGUGAGACAUUUUCUGAUUGAAACUAGUCCUCGAGGAGUGAAGAUUAAAGGCUGUCAGAACGAGCCCUACUUUGGGAGUCUGUCUGCACUCGUUUACCAGCACUCCAUCACACCCAUCUCUUUGCCCUGUGCUCUUAAAAUCCUUGAGAAGGAUCUCAUAGGAGAGGUGCAGGAGGUUCAACCAGUCAGUAACAUCAGCACAGCUGCUGACCUGCUGAAGCAGGGAGCCGCCUGUAACGUCCUCUAUCUGAACUCUGUGGAAACAGAGUCCCUGACGGGCCCCCAGGCCAUUGCCAAGGCAACAGAUGCCACAUUGGGUCGUAGCCCGCGUCCUGCUGCCACAGUCGUCCAGUUCAAAGUGACAUCACAGGGUAUCACGCUGACCGACAACCAGCGCAGAGUUUUCUUCAGGAGACAUUACGCAGUGAAUAGUGUGACCUUCAGCAGCAUCGAUCCAAAGGACAGGAGGUGGACUAACUCAGACAACACAACUGUUAAGGUGUUUGGUUUUGUCGCUAAGAAGCCCGGCAGCACGGCAGAGAACGUCUGCCACUUAUUUGCUGAGUUGGACCCCGACCAACCUGCUUCUGCCAUCGUCAACUUCAUCAACAAGGUCAUGCUGUCUCAGCGCCGAUAGAGGGAGACAAAGAGAGGAAAACACUCUGAGAAAGAGGCAUGGGCAACAUAUACAGUCACUCUGCCAAGGCCGUUACUGUUCAUUUAUGACUAGGGAUGGGUAUUGAUAAGAUUUUCACGAUUCCGAUUCCAUUUUCG
Pundamilia nyererei is the source of this 5677-nucleotide messenger RNA. It is a transcript of the gene tns2a, whose product is annotated as tensin 2a. Gene Ontology annotation, cellular component: focal adhesion. Gene Ontology annotation, biological process: peptidyl-tyrosine dephosphorylation. Bases 420 to 5540 code for a protein of 1706 amino acids. Gene Ontology annotation, molecular function: protein binding; protein tyrosine phosphatase activity. The transcript is spliced from 28 exons. NCBI's taxonomy places the organism in Eukaryota, Metazoa, Chordata, Actinopteri, Cichliformes, Cichlidae. The record is from RefSeq and is a predicted model, not a curated record.